AAAAAAGGGUAGUUCUGUCCGAGCAAAUGUGCAUUACGUAUUUUAUGUAGCAGUUUAUACAGGUCAAUAAGCUCAAUCCCAGACAUUGUGUGUCUAGUUUCACAGAGCAAUUGAAGGUGACAGGGACAGAGAGAGAGGGAGAGGGAGGGAGGGACAGAGGGAGGACACAUCACAGUAUUGCCUCGGGCUACACAACAGUAGAGGAAGAGCGAGAGAUGGAGGGACAAAGAGAAAAGAGAGGAGAGACUCACAAAGUACUCAUAGGGAAUUCCAUAAACAGUUAGUGUCAACAAAGCUGGAGAACAAGAGACGUGGAAUGAACAGGGGAAUAAAGGUCCACGGAGGAGGAAAGUAACACACAGGAUCCAGUGCAUCAUUUCACCUGCACACUUGGAGGAAGGAUUGGUGGAUCGAAAGAGGGAGAGAGGAGCCAAAGGUGACAGUGAUUAGGGGCAGACACACACACACACAGGACAGGACUCCUUUAUUUCUCUUCAUGGUGGUUUGGACACUCGUAGUAUGUAUGAGAAGUUAACAAUGCUGAACCUGCAGAGCGGCUCGAACUGGAGUGGGCCUAACAACUGGUACCAUGACCCCACCAGCGUUCAGACGCAACACAGCACAGUGUCGGAGGGCUGUCUGCUGGACACGGAGGGCAGCAUGGGUGGGGAGGCAGGGGGAGGGGGAACGGGCAGAGGGGGAGGAGUCCCCGUGGAGAGGGACGAGGGCGAGGAGUCUCAGCUGAGGCUACAGCUCAAGAGGAAGCUGCAGAGGAACAGGACCAGCUUCACACAGGAGCAGAUCGAGGCUCUGGAGAAAGAGUUUGAAAGGACACAUUACCCAGAUGUCUUUGCGAGGGAGAGAUUGGCAAACAAGAUUGAUUUACCAGAGGCCAGGAUACAGGUGUGGUUCUCAAAUCGAAGAGCCAAGUGGAGGAGGGAGGAGAAGCUGCGCAAUCAAAGGAGAUCAGGGGGCGUGACUUCCUGUUCACAGAGCCAAGCCCCUCUGACCACUUCCUUUAACACAUCUAUCUAUCACCAGCCGCACGGCAGCAGUUCAGGGUCCAUGUUGAGUCAGGCUGAGUCGGCCCUGCCCAGCUACAGCUCCCUGUCAGUUUUCUCAUCUGGAGUCCAGUCCAUUCCUCCCCAGUCGACCUCCUCCUACUCCUGCAUGUUACCUCCAUCCCCCUCUGCCCCACGCAGCUUUGACUCAUCGGCAUACUCCUCCCCUCACCUGCAGACUCCUUCCUCGGCCAACUCCAACACCGGGCUCAUAUCGCCCGGCGUUUCAGUGCCAGUCCAGGUCCCAGGAACUGAGCAGCAGAGCAUGAGUCAUAACCUGGGUCAGUACUGGGCCAGGUUACAGUGAACAACAGACAAUCGCUGCCAACCGGCAAAACAGAAGACCGAAAAAAGGGCAUGUAACAAAAAAAGUGUUGAGAAAACAAUAUGGGGACACACGGGUUGUAAGGAAGCACAGGACUGAGCUAUAGAGGGGGCCUCAAUCAGUUGCAGAGCCCAAAAUGCAUUAACUGUUUACAAAUUCAGCCAAGAGCAGCUUUGGUUGCACUUGACUGUACUCUGGUUAUACUGGUAUUUGCUUAGUAUUAUCAGGUUGCACUUUUUUGUUAAGAUAGGGUGUUAAUCAUAGGGCUGAAGUCAAAAUUACAAAUAGGAUCCGUUUGAAGUGUGUUUAGGAUUAAAAUAGAGUCUGAGAUUAGGAUAGGGUUUAGGUUACACUGUCUGUCAAGAUGCAAAAAGUGGCAGAGCUUAAUAUCCCCAGAUAGUUGAAAAUUAGCAUUGACCCCUUCAAAAGUUUUACCAUAUUUUAUUGUGUUGAACAUUUUGGCUUUUACUUAGAAAGUUUCAUGAUCCAAAAAACAAGGAAAAAGAAAAUGUACUGUUUAUUACACAAAGCACUGGAUAGAAAACAGAACGCCUGUCUGUGGUUGAAAGCUCUUAAAAGCCAGUAAGUGGACUUUUGAGUUUAGAUUAUUGUGUUAAACAUUUUAUCCAUAGAGGUGGCAGGAGACUGCUUUUGAGUUUCAGUUAAGAAAGUCAAUGUAAUGUUACUACAAGCUCUCAGCCCAACAAAAACUUAACUGCCUCCAACUUUAUUAAAAAAACAAAAAAUAACACUUUAUGAACUGUAGCCUUGACGUUUUCAAAUAUCAAAAAUGGAAAAAAAAGUCAGAUUAUUUUUGCUCAUACAUGCUGAGCAAAUUGCAGGGUUAGGAUUAUAAUUCUACCACACAGACAUUCAGAUAAGUGAUUCAAUGGUACUAAGUAAAUGCCAGCAGAUGUCUGUAUUGUGAAGUGUAACCACAGUUUCUUGUUACUUGAGCAGCUCAAUGAUAUUGUGAUAGCAAGCUUGUUCCCUAAGCAUAAACUGUGUGAGGCUACUGUGAAGAUUUUAGACUUGCUUAUGGCAAUCACGUUUACUAAAACUUAAAAAGUUACCAUAAAUAAGUAAAUCCUGCCUACCCUGCCAGCAACAUUACACUAAGACUGAUUCUGCAUAUUUUUGUACAGACAUCUGUGUAAGAUGAAUAUAACUGUGGAAUAUUAUCAGAUGUUAUUGGAGGGAAGAACGUAGCACGUUGUGGACUCAAAUCAUCCUGAAAGCACAAACUAAAUCUCAUUAGGGACGCACAAUGUCAAUAUUGUUAUCAGAUAUUGUCUGAACAUAACAGAACUUAGAAAUUACUUAUUUACAGGUAUCAAAUAUGACUUUUGCCAAAAACUACAAUAAACCAAUUUGAUUUCUCUAUGAGAUAUAGAUAUAUAUAUAUCUAAAAACAGGAGCAAUUCCAUAACUGCUUUAGCAUACUUUGAUUGGCAGGGAUCUUUUUAUACAUCACUAAUGAACCAUAUCCAUCAGUCAGUGACAACCAUGCAUCAUACACAGAAAACAAGAGGCUGCCUUCAAUCCAUCAAAUGCAAACACUUAUGAGACUGACAAUCAAAGCUAGACGUAGGGAGAAAAAUAAGGAAAAACUGUGAAAUGAUCGCAACACUGUCAAUACAAUAACAUAAUCAACUGUGCAUGACCAAAAAAGCCGUUAGACAAUCAGCUAAUUGCAGAAAUGAAUUGAGUAUUGUACAAAAGAGUUACUGUACUUGGCAGGGUUUUAACCUCUGCUCACUUUCCUCUAUUGGUUUUGUUGAUGCAUCUCAGUUUAAAUCGCAUUUAAAAUGUCUUUCAACUCUUAUUUAUUUGUCUUUUCACUCGUUCACACAAGUCCUGUGUGGUUUCUGUUGUCGUUGCGUGUUGU
Perca flavescens (yellow perch) is the source of this 3274-nucleotide messenger RNA. It is a transcript of the gene pax10, whose product is annotated as paired box 10. The coding region runs from base 520 to 1368 and encodes 282 amino acids. The record is from RefSeq and is a predicted model, not a curated record. Gene Ontology annotation, molecular function: DNA-binding transcription factor activity, RNA polymerase II-specific; RNA polymerase II transcription regulatory region sequence-specific DNA binding. Gene Ontology annotation, biological process: regulation of transcription by RNA polymerase II. NCBI's taxonomy places the organism in Eukaryota, Metazoa, Chordata, Actinopteri, Perciformes, Percidae. The transcript has 10 exons.